This is a messenger RNA of Oryza sativa Japonica Group (Japanese rice), 2046 nucleotides long. RefSeq names its product glucan endo-1,3-beta-glucosidase 13. Gene Ontology annotation, cellular component: plasma membrane. NCBI's taxonomy places the organism in Eukaryota, Viridiplantae, Streptophyta, Magnoliopsida, Poales, Poaceae. The record is from RefSeq and is a predicted model, not a curated record. Gene Ontology annotation, molecular function: hydrolase activity, hydrolyzing O-glycosyl compounds. Gene Ontology annotation, biological process: carbohydrate metabolic process.
CUCGGCACGGUCACGCACGCACUCCACUGCACUGCACUGCCCGCUUUGUUGCUCUGUGCCUGUGGGCUGUGGCGUCUGUGACCGUCAGGCGUCAGCUCGUGUCCUCGCCUGCUCGUCCUCCUUCCUCUCCGCUGGUGCUCUCUCUCUCUUCCCUCCACGACUCCACGGACGGUCAGGGCAAGGGCACGGUCUCGCACCGAGCCACGGGCGCACGCAUCGCGAAAGCGCGGCCACCGGCUUGUGUUGGGUAGGAGGACUGGCAGGGGCACCAGGCGGCGGAGCGGAGCUCGGGGGCUCGGACGCCAAUGGCGCAUGUGGCUUUUGUUGCGCUCCUCUUCUUGCUGCUCGUCGGGCAUUGCCUCGGAGGCAAGGUUGGCAUCUGCUACGGCCGCAACGCCGAUGACCUGCCGGCGCCGGACAAGGUGGUGCAGCUCAUCCAGCAGCAGUCGCUCAAGUACGUGCGCAUCUACGACACCAACAUCGACGUCAUCAAGGCCUUCGCCAACACCGGCGUCGAGCUCAUGGUCGGCGUCCCCAACUCCGACCUCCUCCCCUUCGCGCAGUACCAGUCCAACGUCGAUACCUGGCUCAAGAACAGCAUCCUCCCCUACUACCCGGCCACCAUGAUCACCUACAUCACCGUCGGCGCCGAGGUCACCGAGAGCCCCGUCAACGUGUCCGCCCUCGUCGUGCCUGCCAUGCGCAAUGUGCAUACUGCCCUCAAGAAGGCCGGCCUGCACAAGAAGAUCACCAUCUCGAGCACGCACUCGCUCGGGAUACUGUCCCGGUCGUUUCCGCCGUCCGCGGGGGCGUUCAACAGCAGCUACGCCUACUUCCUGAAGCCGAUGCUGGAGUUCCUCGUGGAGAACCAGGCACCGUUCAUGGUGGAUUUGUACCCCUACUAUGCGUACCAGAACUCACCAAGCAAUGUCUCGCUGAACUACGCGCUGUUCUCGCCGCAGUCUCAGGAUGUGAUUGACCCCAACACCGGACUGGUUUACACAAACAUGUUCGAUGCGCAGAUCGAUUCCAUUUUCUUUGCACUGAUGGCUCUGAACUUUAAGACUCUGAAGAUCAUGGUCACCGAGACAGGGUGGCCAAACAAAGGGGCAGCUAAGGAGACCGGAGCAACACCUGACAAUGCUCAGACCUACAACACUAAUCUCAUUCGUCAUGUUGUUAAUGACAGCGGCACACCUGCAAAACCUGGGGAAGAAAUUGAUGUGUACAUUUUUUCAUUGUUCAAUGAGAACAGGAAACCAGGAAUUGAGUCUGAGAGGAACUGGGGGCUGUUCUUCCCUGACCAAAGCUCUAUAUACAGUCUAGAUUGGACUGGCAGAGGCAAUGUGGACAUCAUGACUGGAGGAAACAUUACAAAUGCAAAUGGUACUUGGUGUGUUGCUUCUGCUAAUGCGUCUGAGACAGAUCUACAGAAUGGUUUAAAUUGGGCAUGUGGACCAGGCAAUGUUGAUUGCUCUGCUAUUCAACCGAGUCAGCCCUGCUACCAGCCUGAUACAUUGGCAUCACAUGCUUCAUAUGCCUUCAACAGCUAUUAUCAGCAAAAUGGAGCUAACGAUGUAGCUUGUGACUUUGGCGGUACUGGAGUGCGGACAACUAAAGAUCCAAGUUAUGACACUUGUGUUUAUAUGGCUGCCGGGAGUAAGAUGAGCACAACAAAUUCAUCCAACCUUCCAGUUCAAAGUGGGUUCAGCCCAUCGCGAUUCGACAAAAACUUCUACCUGUUGUUCUCCAUGCUACCCAUUAUGAUUGCUGCAUGCAUUGUGUGAUAUGUUCGGAGAGAGAUCUUGCAGAAGCCUUUUGCCAUGGAGGAUGGAACGGUAAUCGCCUGAUACUGGAAACCAGUACUGGUUUGUUUGUCAUAGUUAGCGGAGUGUUGUAGUAUGACUAUGUAGUAGGAAACUAGGAAUUCUCUUGCCUUGCGCGGACAGCAUAUAUGAGUUAGCAUUAUGAACUAGGAACAUUGCAGAUGAUGUCUCUUGGUAGUUAUAAUCCUAUUAUGCUCGCUGGAUUUUUCAGUGCCACUAA